AUGGGCAGCGGAAUUAGCGGAUCUUGCAUUGGUGUCAGAAGAAUAAACGCCGACACGACACGGGAACAGCUUUUGGACACAGGAGCGCACGCGGUCACCGUGAAACAAGGUCGAAGGAGGGGCCUUAUUGAAUUUGCGAUAACGUGUCGUCUUCAAAGCGCCGAGAGAUUGCACCCGGCGUGCAUCUGUCGUUCCUUGCGCUUCGUCGGCGAA
This is a messenger RNA of Iphiclides podalirius (scarce swallowtail), 213 nucleotides long. NCBI's taxonomy places the organism in Eukaryota, Metazoa, Arthropoda, Insecta, Lepidoptera, Papilionidae. The record is from the annotation of a GenBank genome assembly.